Molecule: messenger RNA, 926 nt
Organism: Tripterygium wilfordii
Lineage: Eukaryota; Viridiplantae; Streptophyta; Magnoliopsida; Celastrales; Celastraceae
Exons: 4
Coding region: 10-714 (234 amino acids)
Source: RefSeq, a predicted model, not a curated record
AAGAACUGUAUGACAAUGAAGACACUUCAAGAGAGUAGGACCCAAAGGAGACAACUCACAUUAAUAGAUGUACAGGGAGAGAGAGAGGUCUGGUUCAAUGGCUAUAAGCUUGGCCACAUCAAAGAAAACACCCACAAUUUUCCAUCCAUCACCAUGAAUAUGUAUAAAACCCAUCCAUCUAUUCCCUUAUCUCCAAAAAAGAUGAGGUGGAUCCAAGGUUGGGAUUUCUUGUUGGUUUUUGGCCUUUCAAUUAGAUAUCCAUGGAUAAGCAAGCAAACAAUAUUUAACCUUAUAAACUCUCCAAAUAUCUUGCAAGUUUUGCACUAUUUUUGUGUCCUUUUGCUUUCUUGUAUUCUUCCUUCUUAUUUCCAUUUUGCUUCUCUGUUAGUUUUGUCCAUUUCUAUACUAGAAGAAAUGAACCGUAGCCCCCACUCAAUCCCUUGUUUGCAUUGCCACCCACAUAGCUACAUUAGAAUGGUUCAACAUCUUAUAGAGAGGUGCUUGCUUCUUCACAUGAGCAGAGAGCAGUGCAUUAAGGCCCUGGCAAAGCAUGCAAACAUUAGGCCACGCAUAACACUUACAGUGUGGAGAGAACUGCAGAGACAGAAUUGGAACUUCUUUCAAGCAUAUUUCCACACUAUUUCUCCCAGGCCUUUCAUGGGUAGACAUGUGGUAAGGGAAGCAAGGUUGACAAGAAGGAACACAUGGAGGUGAAUGAAGAGAAAUAAGAGACUGUUGGAACCCAUAAAUGCAUAUAGACUAGGGUUUCCAAGAUGCCUAUAUAUAUCCUAGACCACAGUAGACAAUUGUACCUACUACCUAGUGAAUAAUUUGGUCAUCUUAUUGUCCCUCACAACAUGUUUUUAGAAGUUAAUAAUACAAUAAUCAGGAAUUCAUAUUUAUUAUACAAAUAUUGUUUUGGUGAC